Messenger RNA from Amyelois transitella, 816 nucleotides. RefSeq lists its product as uncharacterized. The record is from RefSeq and is a predicted model, not a curated record. NCBI's taxonomy places the organism in Eukaryota, Metazoa, Arthropoda, Insecta, Lepidoptera, Pyralidae. The coding region runs from base 1 to 816 and encodes 271 amino acids. The transcript has a single exon.
AUGUCUGAGUCGUAUGGGCUGGAGUGCGGCGUGAGACAAGGCGGGCUCUCCUCGCCAACGCUCUUCAACCUGUACGUCAAUGACUUGAUUGGCACGCUCAGUAACACUCGAGUUGGGUGUCACAUAGACGGCGUCUGUGUGAAUAAUAUAAGUUACGCGGACAACAUGGUGUUACUGAGUGCGUCCCCCUGUGGUCUAAAAAAGUUGUUGGUCAUCUGUGAAGAAUAUGCCAGUUCACACGGAUUGCAGUAUAAUGUGAACAAGAGUGAAGUUAUGAUUUUUGAGGCCAGAGGCCAGAAGUCACCUGACAUACCAUCUGUCAAAUUAAAAGGUGUAGUGAUGAGGCAAGUUGACAGUGUUAAAUACCUGGGGCACCUUCUUGUUUCUGACCUCAGGGACGAUGUGGAUGUUGAGAGGGAGCGGAGAGCGCUGGCGGUUAGGGCUAACAUGAUAGCUCGAAGAUUUGCACGUUGCUCGAAGGAAGUGAAAAUCACACACUUUCGAGCAUAUUGCACAUCUUUUUACACAUGUAGCUUAUGGGUUACAUAUACCCAAGAAUCAUACAGCGCUCUCCGCGUCCAAUACAACAACGCAUUCAGGAUGUUGAUGGGGUUGCCUAAAUUCUGUAGUGCGUCGGGGAUGUUUGCGGAAGGAAAAGUAGAUUGCUUCCAUACUACCAUGCGAAAGCAGUGUGCAUCCCUGGUACGCAAAGUGCGGGCCAGCCCCAACAGCAUCCUGAGAAUGGUAGCCAGCAGACUGGACUGUGUGUAUAUUGGUCGCUGCUGUGCAGUCUCCCACGGAACUGUGCAGCAGUGA